Messenger RNA from Corticium candelabrum, 986 nucleotides. Its product is annotated as dual oxidase maturation factor 1-like. Bases 1 to 762 code for a protein of 253 amino acids. Lineage: Eukaryota; Metazoa; Porifera; Homoscleromorpha; Homosclerophorida; Plakinidae. Gene Ontology annotation, cellular component: endoplasmic reticulum membrane. The record is from RefSeq and is a predicted model, not a curated record. Gene Ontology annotation, biological process: protein transport. The transcript has 3 exons.
AUGGCUGUUCUUCUGCUAUGUACAUCUGAUACUCAUAACAACAUUAAAAUAUUUAUAGCCAAUCAACUCAACAGAGAAUUUCGAGAUGCUCAAUGGCGAGGUAUGCCUCUACCCAUUUUAUGGAUUGCAGAAUAUUUCACUUUAGAUGGAGAAAACAUUCGCUGGAACAGAGGAUACCGAGAAGCUGGAUUCUACACUCAUGGCUUGCUCUGGAGUGCAUUUGGUUUAUGGCUGAUUGUCAAUUUUCUUUUUUUGUAUUCUCCUCGAAUUGGUUGUUAUAUGUGGGGUCUUACUGGCGUCAUUUUACUCACAUCAGUGAUUAUGUAUACUGGCAUUAUUUACAAAUGGCCUGAGCUAAAAAUUCCAUUCCGAGAUGGAGAUUUAGAGCUGAAUUAUGGCUGGAGUUUCUGGCUCAUUGCUGCUUCAGGAAUGUUUUGUAUUAUUUCUUUUCUUGCUCUGUUUGUUCUCGAUUGGAGAUGGCCACUGCUCUUCAUGUCACUAUUUGACUUGACGAAUGAAGACUGCUUGCUGCUUGAAGAAGAUUCACAAGAAAAUGCUCCUCUUACACUUGCACCUCAAAGACCCAGAUCUGUUCAAAAAUCGAGAAGUCAACAUUCCCAAAUCAAGCCUAUGUAUUCUGUUGAGGACGUUACUAUUGAAAACACUUCUACAUGCACACUCAGUGGCAGGACAUCACAACUGACCAGCAGCGCUGUAGAAAUGGAAGUUUUUGUUGCAAAAUCCUCAGAAGACUCGAUAUAAAUGUACAAUGGGUACACUGAUAGAUGUUAAUAAGGGCUGUCACGGCAAUGAACAAGGAUACACAGGGCAUGAAUUUAAUCGACACGAAGUUGUACUUGCAGUAAAUUGUCUUAGAACUUUGAUCUAGAUCGCUUAGUGCUGGGUUUUUCUUGGUGUGUCCAUAGUACUAGUGAUAGUAUAGAACUGGAGUGUCAACAGAAAAGCAAAGAAAUGUGAUGUGUACA